Anopheles marshallii is the source of this 771-nucleotide messenger RNA. Its product is annotated as putative OPA3-like protein CG13603. The record is from RefSeq and is a predicted model, not a curated record. Gene Ontology annotation, biological process: regulation of lipid metabolic process. Lineage: Eukaryota; Metazoa; Arthropoda; Insecta; Diptera; Culicidae. The coding region runs from base 1 to 771 and encodes 256 amino acids. The transcript has 3 exons. Gene Ontology annotation, cellular component: mitochondrion.
AUGGUUGUGGGAGCGUUUCCGGCCGCCAAGCUUGGCGUUCUUGCGAUGAAACAGAUUUCUAAACCGAUCGCAAAUUUGCUGAAGGAGCGUGCGAAAAAUAGUCCCUUUUUUCGGAAGUAUGUUUGCAUGCCGCCGGCACAGUUCUACAACUGGAUGGAGGUGAAGACGAAAAUGUGGGCACUGAACCUUGGCAAGCCCACCACCGUGCCCGUGUUAAACGAAGCGAUGGCCAUCGAGCUGGGCGCGAACUUGUUGGGCGAAAUUAUUAUUUUCACGAUAGGUGCCGGGUUACUUCUGCUGGAGUAUCAACGCCAAGUGCGCAAAGAGGCCAACAAAGAGGAGAUGAUGAUACAAGAGAAACUCGAACUACAAGCGACUAUAAACGAGCUAAACUUUCAAAUGCAACGUUUGGAUACACAGCUGCGAGAAGUCGCUAGAGUAACGGCAGAUCUUGAAUCAAAAUCAUCGUGGAAACCGAAAAUAUUAGAUGAGCUACCGUUCGGUAAUAAGAAGAACAAAAAUGAACAGGCCCUGUAUAUUCCUGCCACAGUUGACCGGAAGGAUCCUGCUGCUAAUGCCAGUGGUAAUAGAGGUGUCAUUACCAGUGCAUUGGAGAUUAUCGAUAAUGAAGUUUUUUAUAGGGACAGCUCAGCGGACGGUUCUGAAGACGAAUACUCAGACCAGCGCCGACCAGGUCUAGUCACUCGUAGUUUAAAUUACCUACUAGCAACCAACACUAGACCAUCGAAAGCAACCGAAAGACAAGGAUAG